Molecule: messenger RNA, 2316 nt
Organism: Scomber scombrus (Atlantic mackerel)
Lineage: Eukaryota; Metazoa; Chordata; Actinopteri; Scombriformes; Scombridae
Product: transcription factor IIIB 90 kDa subunit-like
Exons: 16
Coding region: 152-1891 (579 amino acids)
Biological process (GO): DNA-templated transcription initiation; transcription preinitiation complex assembly; transcription by RNA polymerase III
Cellular component (GO): transcription factor TFIIIB complex; transcription preinitiation complex; nucleus
Molecular function (GO): RNA polymerase III general transcription initiation factor activity; RNA polymerase III type 3 promoter sequence-specific DNA binding; TBP-class protein binding
Source: RefSeq, a predicted model, not a curated record
GAGAAACACUUUAAAUAUCCGAGUUAUUGCAUAAAAAAGCACUUUGAGAGGAGGUGAAGAGGCUUGACACGCGCCUCCACCGGCGGCGUGGCUGCUACUCUUGGACCUCCACUGGUACUAUAUAGGCUUUGAGACUGAGCGUCGUGCCACCAUGAGUCCCAAAGUAUGCAAGAACUGCGGCGGCUCGGACAUCGAUGUGGACCAGGCGAGGGGCGACGCCGUCUGCAUGACGUGCGGCUCCGUGCUGGAGGACAACAUCAUCGUGUCCGAGGUGGAGUUCGUGGAGACGGGAGGAGGAGGAUCAUCGGCCGUCGGACAGUUUGUCGCUGCAGGAGGUGGAAACAGGAAUCCCUCUUUUGGAGACGGACACUUCACAGGUGUGGGGAGAGAGUCCCGAGCUCAGACGCUGCAGAAAGCGAAGCAGAACAUCAACACUCUGGGUCGCCAGCUGCAGAUGAACCAGCACUGUCUGGACACCGCCUUCAACUUCUACCGGAUGGCGCUCGGCAAACAGCUGACCCGCGGCCGCAAAGCCUCGCACGUCAUCGCCGCCUGCCUCUACCUGGUCUGCCGCACCGAGGGGACGCCACACAUGCUGCUGGAUCUCAGUGAUCUCCUGCAGGUCAACGUUUACAUCUUGGGGAGAACUUUCCUCGUCUUGGCCAGAGAGCUGUGCAUCAACGCGCCGGCUAUAGAUCCAUGCCUCUAUAUUCCUCGUUUCGCCCAGCUGCUUGAGUUCGGGGAGAAGAACCACGACGUUUCCAUGACGGCGAUGAGGCUGGUGCAGAGGAUGAAGAGGGACUGGAUGCACACGGGACGACGGCCGUCCGGACUCUGCGGAGCAGCUCUCCUCGUUGCAGCACGCAUGCACGAUUUUCGCCGCACCAUCAAAGAAAUCGUUGGUGUCGUAAAAGUGUGUGAAAGCACGCUGAGAAAAAGACUUACAGAGUUCGAGGACACUCCCACCAGUCAGCUGACCAUCGAAGAGUUCAUGAAGACGGAUCUGGACCAGGAGUGUGACCCUCCCUGCUUUACCGCCGGACUCAAGAAGAAAAAAGCCCAUCAGCUGGAGAUCGAGCUGAAGAAAAAGAUGGAUGACGUUGAAGAUGAAAUUCAGAGCUACCAGGAUGAGAUAGACACAGAGCUGCAGAACAGCAGACCCAAACUGAGAGGAGUUUACGCCGCCUACGCCAAAGAAGAAGUUGGAGACGACAUCGACGACAUCAUCUCCACGUCGUCUAAGCUGGAAGACGGCGAGGAAGCAGCAGCAGAAGAAGAGGAGGAAGAUGAAGAAGAAGACGUGAUUCAGGCCGUGGCCAAACACUUUGGCAAAGAGCUCGGCGAUCUCACGCUGGAGGCUCUGAUAAAACUCGAGCAGAAGACGCCAGAGGAGGAAGAGGAGGAGGAGGAAGGAGAGGAGGGGGGCAUCCCGAAGAGAAAAGGCCCAACGCUGGCCAACAUCCUGGGCAGGAUGCCGACCGCCGCCACUCUGGGUCUCAACGAGUCCAUCAGCAAAUGCAUGGGAGAGGAGAAGGAGAACGGGAGCUGCAUGCAGAUGGAGGUUCUGCGGAGUCAGGCUGGUUCUGGUUUGGUUCAGGCUUCAGUUAAUUAUGGUGGAUAUGGGAGGUUGCAGCCGUUCAUCACCGGACAGGCCAACAAGAAGCUGGCUGUCGAGCAGCCUGCCACUGCCAACACCACCGCCACCACUAACCCCCUGCCGGUGCCCGUCGGAGCCCCCGCCAGCAGCGUGUUGGUCGAGAGCGGCCCGGUCGUGUACGAUGACGUCGCCGUGGAAGAGGAAGAGGAGGAGGAGGACGAGGCUUGUGUCAGUGCCAUGGAGCUGAUGGGAGCUCAAGAUUACGGCUCCGAUGAUUACGAUGAAGGAUUCUAGCGACGCUCUUCCUCUGAAACACUUUCCUUUAUUAUGACUGGUACGAACCAUUCUGCAUCCCCUAUCUGAAUAUUAACAUUUACUACUGGAGGAGGGGGGGGAAGCAAAAUGGCUGCAGCAGCGAGAGAGAAUCCCAUCAGGAACACAACUGGGACUAAACUGGGACUAAACUGGGAGAGACGACGCUGCUGGGAUGCUGAAGUGGAAACGAGCGAUACAAGUAAAUCUAAAUAAUGCGGGUUAAAGGCGACACAAAGCUGCAAUAGUACUAAAACCAAAGGUAGGAGAAAAAGUAAGUAUUGAUUUGGUAAAAAUAGACAGAAAUAACUUUAAUUUAAAUGACUAUAAUACACUGAAAUAGACAUUUAAAUGCAGCUGAAACAAUAUUAUAUUAUAGUAACACUGACAACUUUAAAAACACUAGC